Penicillium cinerascens is the source of this 888-nucleotide messenger RNA. RefSeq lists its product as uncharacterized. NCBI's taxonomy places the organism in Eukaryota, Fungi, Ascomycota, Eurotiomycetes, Eurotiales, Aspergillaceae. The record is from RefSeq and is a predicted model, not a curated record. The coding region runs from base 1 to 888 and encodes 295 amino acids. The transcript has a single exon. Gene Ontology annotation, molecular function: oxidoreductase activity.
AUGACUGUCAUCGAAUGCCAGUUCACCACCGGUGUAGUUGAAAUGUUCGACGGUACUACCGACGGCCGCGAAGCAUACCUUGACACCUCCACCGGGGCCACCAACUUGAAUCAUAAAAAGAUACAUCACAUCCGAAUCCAUGACAUUCGCACUCAAAAGCCCGCACCGCAGCUUUUGCGGGAAGGCUAUGAGACCAUGAUCCACCCUACAUCUCUUACCGAAGCGGAAUUCAUGACCUACCGCACCCCGGAGGGCAAGCAGAUGAUCAAGGACCGAUACUGGCCUGAGCUGCAAGCUCUCAUCCAGCAAAAGACCGGAGCUGCCAAGGUGGUUCCGUGGCACUUCAGUCUACGCAACCAAACAUUGGGCUAUCAUCCCGACGAGAUCUUCUUUAUGAAGACCGGUAUCUCGCAGCCUGCAUCGACCCUUCACAUUGACAAUGACCACUCCACGGCGUUAGGCCACUUGCAGCGCGAGCUAGGAGAGGAGGAAGCCAAGAGCCUAAUUUGCUCGUAUAAGCGUUGGGCUAUCAUCAAUGUCUGGAGGCCCGUUGGGGCUCCGGUUCGGCGUUGGCCUCUGCUGGUGGUGGAUCACAGCAAUGUCCCCAACUGGAAUUACGCGGACAAUGUGGCCCGGGUUUACCGCAACAAUGACCCCAAAUAUUACAAGGCUCACGACAAUUUUCUCAAACCUCAUCCAGACUACAUCUUCCGCUACGUUAGCGAAUUGCGACCUGAUGAGGUGAUCAUGUUCAAGGACUAUGACUCGCGCACGGACCGGGUGCGCGGAACUCCACACGGGGGCUUCCAGGAUGAUAAAACUGCGGAUGACGCUCCGGCCCGCCGAUCUAUCGAGGUCCGCCUGUUUGUGUUUUUCGAUGAUGAAUAG